AUGGGUCUCGUAGAAAAGUAUUUGGGAAUACCUCUACUUAUGCACAUAUCAAGACACGGAAAUUGUCAAGGAAUUCUAGACAACAUGACUGCUAGAUUGCAGGGUUGGCACAGUAAAUUGGUUACGCAGGCAGGUAGAACAACUCAUAUUAACUAUGUCCUUAGUACUGUGGGAAUGUAUCAAAUGCUGGUUCUCAAAUUACCUGAUACUACCAUUAAUCAAAUGGAUAGAAUUCAAAUAAAAUGUUGGUGGGAUAAUUACAACAACCAUAUGUCUCCUCACAUAAUGUCUUGGGAUAAAGUAAGAUUGCCUAAAAAACUUGGAGAUUUAUGUAAAGACAUUCAAGCUCGUCAACGCUAUUAG
This is a messenger RNA of Papaver somniferum (opium poppy), 363 nucleotides long. RefSeq lists its product as uncharacterized. The transcript has a single exon. The record is from RefSeq and is a predicted model, not a curated record. Bases 1 to 363 code for a protein of 120 amino acids. Lineage: Eukaryota; Viridiplantae; Streptophyta; Magnoliopsida; Ranunculales; Papaveraceae.